AUGCGCAUCACGACAUUCAUAUCGGCCCUGUGCGCCGCGGCACUAGCCCGAGCCGACCCUCGCACAGCGCAAAUCUACAUCCAACCCCUUUCGUCGUCGACCUCGCCGUCGUCGGACGCGAAGCCCUCCCGCCUCGCCGAGAUAUCGUACGACCCGCAUACGUCGUCGUCGUCGACGGUGGUAUCGUACGAGGCGCCCGAUCUCCCCUCCUCCUCCGAUGAUGAUGACGGGGAAGAUGGCGACGGUACGGUGCUGGUCCGCGUGGGGCUCUACGACACCGAGAGCGCUCGGUGGCUGUCCGGGACGACGGUGGCGUCGGCCGACAACUUCGCCAAGGGCUUCUCGCCCAACAUCAUCCUCACGGUCAGUGGGGGCGGCGACGUGGUCGGCGUGGCGUGCAAGGGCGUGCGCAUCGACGCCGGGCAGACGCGCGACUUCGGUCCCAAGGCCCUGGUCGUGGUGGAGGCGAGAGGAAAGCAGCCGGAGCUGAACAAGCCGGUUGUCAUAUCGACGAAUGGGAAGCAGGUCGAGGAGCAGGAGAAGACGUUCCUCCAGAAGUAA
Geosmithia morbida is the source of this 561-nucleotide messenger RNA. RefSeq lists its product as uncharacterized. Bases 1 to 561 code for a protein of 186 amino acids. The record is from RefSeq and is a predicted model, not a curated record. The transcript has a single exon. Lineage: Eukaryota; Fungi; Ascomycota; Sordariomycetes; Hypocreales; Bionectriaceae.